Molecule: messenger RNA, 661 nt
Organism: Oncorhynchus kisutch (coho salmon)
Lineage: Eukaryota; Metazoa; Chordata; Actinopteri; Salmoniformes; Salmonidae
Gene: mrpl36
Product: mitochondrial ribosomal protein L36
Exons: 2
Coding region: 179-556 (125 amino acids)
Biological process (GO): translation
Cellular component (GO): mitochondrial large ribosomal subunit; ribosome
Molecular function (GO): structural constituent of ribosome
Source: RefSeq, a predicted model, not a curated record
AGCGCAGGCGCUGUGACUUUUCUCAAAGUCAUUUACGUCACAGUCAGGAAGCAGCGAUAUCUCCGUGCGAGAGUAAUCCUUCUUCGGCAGUGUUGCUUUGAUUGAACGGUGCAUUUUCUGGAGUUUAUUCCCAGCUCUAAUCCGUUCUUAUAACUGAAAGGCAGGUGUUGGUGACAGCAUGGCUCCACUCCUGUUGAACCACCUCGUCAGCUCCCUAACCCGCCAUCUGACCCGGAUCACCCUCAGCCAAUCCUACCCUAUCACCACCACCAUCAUCUCCCGAUGCCUUUCCUCCCUUACCUCCUACCCAGUCAGAGUGCUCCUGACGCCAAGUAGACCCAUCCAGCCCUUGGCCUUCUCCCCUGGAUCUUCUUCCCAGGGCCGGGUCGCCCUCCAGGGCCAGUGUCAGCACCUGGCCUGCCUCCAGCCCGCUGUAGGGAUGAAAACCAAGAGUGCUCUGAAACGCCGCUGUAAAGACUGCUUCUUUGUGGUGCGGCGGGGAUGUCUGUUUGUGUUCUGUAAGGCUCAUCCCAGACACAAGCAAAGGCAGGGAUGAGGUGGUGAAGAGGAGCAGGGGUUAUGAUAAUGAUUUGUGUAUGGCCCUGUGAAUUGUUUGUUACUUGUAUUGUAUUGCCACAUUAAAGUGUUUGACUGAUUGACA